Messenger RNA from Pectinophora gossypiella (pink bollworm), 1292 nucleotides. RefSeq names its product nucleoplasmin-like protein. Gene Ontology annotation, biological process: chromatin remodeling. Gene Ontology annotation, molecular function: histone binding; chromatin binding; RNA binding. The record is from RefSeq and is a predicted model, not a curated record. NCBI's taxonomy places the organism in Eukaryota, Metazoa, Arthropoda, Insecta, Lepidoptera, Gelechiidae. Gene Ontology annotation, cellular component: cytoplasm; nucleolus; nucleoplasm. The transcript has 6 exons. The coding region runs from base 136 to 702 and encodes 188 amino acids.
CAACUUGUCAAAACGCUUUAAUGCAAAAAAUGGAGUGCUAAGAUUGUACGCUGGUAACACCGGUCUUCAGAUUUGUGUGCGCCGGCAUCGCACGUGAACGUGUCGGGAUAAUCUCGAUAAAUUAGUGAAAUCACCAUGUCUAACGAAUAUUUUUAUGGAGUAACCUUGUCAGCAACACACCAGUCAGAAACAUGGGAUCCGGAAUCCAAAGAAGAAUAUUCUCGCACUAAUAAAUUACUUAUCCGUCAGGCACUACUUGGACCAGAUGCCAAACCAGAUGAACUGAAUGUAGUUCAGGUAGAGACAAUGUCUCUGCAAGAUACGAUCAAGAUCCCGAUGGCGGUGCUGAAGGCGGGUGAGACGCGGCACGCGCGCCUCGACAUUGAGUUCCCCGAUGCUCCCGUCACAUUCACGCUCAUACAGGGCUCUGGGCCAGUACAUCUGAUCGGGCAGCACCUCCUCGGUGCAAUGAUGGAGGAGUUUGAAGACAUGGAAGAAAUGGAAGAAGAGAUGCUUGAUGAGGAGGAAGGAGAUGACUCUCAGUUCAAGGAAGAUGAAAAUAAAAGGAAAGUGCCAGCAGGCAAGCGCAAGCAGAAUGAGGAUGAAGAUGAUGAAGAGGGCGAGCCGAAAGGUAAGAAGGCGAAAAUGUCGAACAAUGCUAAAGGCAAGGCUCCUUCGCCCAAAAAGAACGCCAAGAAGUGAACCGCCUGUCCGUGAGCCCGGCGCCGCCGCCGCCGCUCGCCCGCCGCCGUAUUCCACUUGAAGACUGACCGGAUCCUGUACGUGUGCCGUACCCCUGUAUUUAUGAAGAAUCUUUGUCGUGAACCACAGUACGGAGCGUUGCGGCGGCGGCGCGCGGGCUACUAGUUGUAACUCAUAGCGUGGUAAUUCAGCCUAGGUUAGCGUCGUAUCUCGAGUGCCUGGCGAGUGGAUGUGAUGUGCUGUGAGGGUCGCGGGAACGCCGCGGCCAAGCGUGAUUUCUUCACUGAAUUAUUUUCUCUAAACAAUUUUUUUUCCAUUCCUUACUGUGGUAUAGUGUUAUGGAUGUCAAAUUUAAUAUUAUAAGUCUUAAAAUUCACACAGAUGUAUUUUUAAGUUAUAAGGUAAGCAUAAUCGGUGUACUUCUAAGACAAUCAUUUUGUAUUAGCUGCCGGUCUGUAAUAAUGAUUGAAUUCACUAACGAUUUCUCAUUUCAGAAUGAAAAACUGAUAAUCUAUUAUAGUUUGUUUGUACAUAUACAUUAUAAAAGCGUAAGAACGGUAACAAUAAAAUAAAACCAUUUUUAAACAUCA